AACUUAAUUUUUAAAUUAUUUUUUCUCCAUUCGGCCAUUCAAUGGAUAUUCCAGCUCCUCCAUUUGUGGUGGCUUCCUGAGAACCGUCCAUGAAAACUCUGACCCAUUGGUUGUAAGGGCAAUGGAUUUGUAGAAGAGUUCACUAAAUUCUUGAGCUCUGUUGGAAUAUAGACAAAUAUCUCUUUCUUUUUAUGUAAGUCUUUGCACACGACAUAUUUCUGCAAACAACAUAUUUCUCUAUACAGCUGGCUGAGUCAACCUUGUCUGUUUCCUGACAAGUCUCUACAAUGAAUCACUGAUGUCCGGAGACAUUUCUGAAUGGCUUCACCUCUACUGAUACUCUUCGCUUGUUCUUUGGUGUUGGGGCUCCUGACGACACUCAUUGUUAUCAUUGUGGUGUCUGUGGACAGCUGGGCUGACGUCAGCUAUGACGUCCAGAAACUAGCAGCUAUCAACAACACCUGCAGUGUCCAAAGUUGCCAGAUUGUCACAGUGCUGGAACACCCGCUUGUCUACCGCUAUGACAGUAGUAGCAAAGAAGGCAACUGGAGCACCUAUUUAUAUGCAUUACAGAGCGGGUUAUGGAGUAUAUGUAAUAGUUUGCCAGCUGAUUGGCGGAGUGAUAUUCUAAGUCGUCCACGCUCAAACUUUGCCGGUAAAGAAUGUUUCACUUUCGUCACUGACUACAACGAAGACGAGGUGGACUCGAUGUUGACGGAUGAAACCAAACAGCUCAGUCGUUUACAAAACUCGGCUGCUUCUUGUUACAUUGUUGUGUUGAUAGAUCUUAGUGCCGCCACAGUGGUGGGAGUUAUCAGCCUUGCACGUAAACAAGUGGCCUCUUCCAUGGUAACCGGCGUUCUUUAUCUAAUGGCAGCUUUGUUUGGUGUAUUUGGCCUCUCAAUGUUUCACACAAGGAAUUAUUACGAGAAGACCUUCUGCUACGCUUUAGACAAGGUUCCAUCACCCAUAUGUAAAUCGCGUGUUAUUUCCCUUGGCUAUGCUGUGGCUCUAGCCUGGGUUGGCGUGCUGCUGUGUUGUCUCUCCAGUUUCCUCUGGCUCAGCGUUUCCAAGGCGUUGAGAUUUAUCCGAUCAAAAUCAAUGUUAUAGCCUUCAGUUUGUUCACGUCUUAUUGAGUUUGAUCAAGGCAAACUAACGUCUGGUUUAUAUAGGGCUUGUAUCAAUUCACUAAGCCAGGUUGAUAUAGAAUUGAAACAAACUAAUUAUAACUCCCAUUCUCUGAUCAAGUUGAAAUAUUGCACAAUUAUUCAUUCUCUAAAUAUGCUGGGUUUUGUCCCCUUAGAUAAUUGUUGUACACUCUAUUUCUCCAACACCCAUUCUCGGAUCAAGUUGAAAUUUCAAACAAUUAUUUAAUGUACAUAAGGGAACUCGAGUCAAAUAAAAAUUUACCAAAUAGGCAAUUAAUUAUUGGUAAUUAAUUAUUUAGAUUGAUACCGAAACGAGAAAUAAAAUCUACAUUAUUGAGAAAUAUGGUUGGAAACGUGGAAUUCUACUUACUUUUAUAUUUGCCGCACUUGAAAACGAGGACAUUAAAAAAAAAAAACUGUACCCCUUUUACAAAAUUGUUAUAAUUUUGAUGUCUAUAAUGUGUCCUAUUUCUCCCUGUCAUGUACGUUUGUAGAGAGAGUUUAUUGCAUGCAACAACCAGAAGUCAGAUCUUAUCAUCGUUGUGUAAUCUUGGUCUGUUCCUUCGGAUAAAUACUAAACCCAGCCUUAAAGUACACCUCUUAAACUGUGUUAAACUAAACCUAAUUAUUUGAUGUACAAUUGUGUUAUGCUCAAGUGUUGUUAUUGUUAUGUGACGUAAACCCCGUGGGAAAAUGUUAUACUAUAGUCUUGUUCCUGAAAAUUCAUAUCAGAAUUAGAGACACUUGCCAAUGUGGAGACUGAUGAUCACAUCCUUCGUCUGCUUAGUGAACCUAGACACUCAGUAUAGACACUGAAUCUAGACACCCAGUCGAGACACUGAAUCUAGACACCCAGUCGAGACACUGAAUCUAGACACUCAGUAUAGACACUGAAUCUAGACACCCAGUCGAGACACUGAAUCUAGACACCCAGUCAAGACACUGAAUCUAGACACCCAGUCGAGACACUAACAGAUCUGAAAUCCAUUGCGAACAUCAAAUCGAAAAUACGAAUCGCUAUUGGACCUGCUCAGUGUAACAUCAUACAUCAUAGAUAUAGAGCUAGUUAUUUUACCACAUCAAUGAUACAAUAUGUAUCAGAUACAAGACUAUGUAUAGGUCCUAGGAUCUCUCUAAUGUUACAGUUCAUUACAGAUAUAAAACUAGUUAGAGUACCUUACAGUUUCCCACAAAAUAUAAUGUAAAUCAUGUCAACAGUAUUGAAAUCGAAUACUAAAUAUUUGUUCUGUUAUGAAUGUUAAGAUAUAAAAAAAUCGUAUUUAUUAUUGUAUUAAAAGUUAGUCUCGCAAUAACUCUGCUAUCAAAGAGAUUGGAAAUAAAUAAAUUCGUUGUUCUCCAAGUUUGUACAGGUCUAAAUCACUUCCUGAUCAAACAUAUUCAAUUGUGCACAUUCUACAAUUCAUGAAGAGAUAUCAUUCACCUGUAGGACUAAUACAAACAUGUUUAUCCUAAAAAUAAUGAGCUUAGUAAUGAAAUGUCCUUUCAUUGAUGUCAAUAAACGAAUUUGUUAAUACACAAAAUAGUGAUUUUAUCUUUA
Messenger RNA from Biomphalaria glabrata, 2706 nucleotides. RefSeq lists its product as uncharacterized. Gene Ontology annotation, cellular component: membrane. NCBI's taxonomy places the organism in Eukaryota, Metazoa, Mollusca, Gastropoda, Planorbidae. The record is from RefSeq and is a predicted model, not a curated record. The transcript is spliced from 6 exons. Bases 319 to 1110 code for a protein of 263 amino acids.